Molecule: messenger RNA, 5105 nt
Organism: Bactrocera latifrons
Lineage: Eukaryota; Metazoa; Arthropoda; Insecta; Diptera; Tephritidae
Product: breast cancer anti-estrogen resistance protein 3 homolog
Exons: 10
Coding region: 105-3323 (1072 amino acids)
Biological process (GO): small GTPase-mediated signal transduction; positive regulation of peptidyl-serine phosphorylation
Molecular function (GO): phosphotyrosine residue binding; guanyl-nucleotide exchange factor activity
Source: RefSeq, a predicted model, not a curated record
UCUAAGACGAUAUCAAGGACAAAUUCUGAAAUAUUUUACAAUUGAACAGCUGAGUGCUGCUAACAGCUGUCGAAAAGUGAAAAGUGUGCAGCAGCAACAACAAUAUGGGAAAUGUCCAAGCACGACAAUGCGAUGCCCAGGGCAUGGUUCAGCGCCGUGGAAGUAUGUCGUGGAACUUCCGUUAUCCGUUGAUGAAGCGCCGCGAUCAAACAGCAACGAUCGUUCAUAAUAUGAAAAUGAGUAUCGCGGAUUGGCUUGAUUUGCUCGGUUUGCAGCAGUAUGAAACCAACUUCCAAAUGUAUAAUACUGUCGAAGAUAUUCUUGAUUUAACUGAUUGCGGUUUAAGGCACAGGGGCAUACGUCAGAGCAGUCAUCGAGCAAAAAUGCUAUCAAGCUUGAUGGGUGUACAGGCAAAGUGCCGACAGUCGCUGAACAUUGAGGCUUCCACCUUACCCCGCUCGGUGUCMAAGCGAAAAAACUCUUGCCCACCAAUGUAUUUAUCGGGCGAUUCUAGUGAUAUAGAGAGAUCGCUGCAACGUAAUUGCAGUAAUCGUAAUUCAUUUUCCAACUUUAGAACUAACAGUAAGGACUCUAAGCGCCUGACUUUUAAUGCUUCGGAUAUGAUUUACGAGGAACUAGAUCCUCCAGAAACGAAUACGACAACAACAGAGGCAAUAACAAAACCACAAAACUUAACCAACGAGAUUACUGCCGAUAGCUGUGCAUCCGACAACAACAACACAAUCCACACGAUGGACAAUGUUGGUGGAAGUGGUAACUUGAGCAGCAGUAUUGGUGGCUCUACAGCAUCUAUUGUGGGUCAGUUGCRUCUACAGCAGCACCAUCAACUCCCACCCAACAGCAUGGCGCUGAGCACACCAUCUAGCGAGCAACAAGAAGCAAUUGCUUUGAAAAAAGCUUUAGAAUGGGAGCUCAGUUUGGAUGCAAAGGAUUUACGUUCGCAUGCCUGGUAUCAUGGACCACUGUCACGGCAACGUGCCGAGGAGAUUGUACAGAGGGAAGGAGAAUUUUUAAUAAGAGAUUGCGCCUCCCAACCAGACAAUUAUGUUCUCACCUGUCACACCAAAACGCAGGUGCUACAUUUUGUUAUAAACAAGAUUCUUUUACAACCUGAGACGGUCUACGAGCGCGUACAGUAUCAAUUUGAGGAGGAUGCCUUUGAUGCAGUGCCCGACCUUAUCACCUUUUACGUUGGUUCUGGCAAACCUAUUUCGGUAGCUUCCGGUGCUCGCAUACAGUAUCCCUGCAAUCGCACAUAUCCUUUAUCAUUUUAUGGACAUAAAAUUGUUGGCAAUCAUUUGCACACGCAAAUGUUGGCUGGCAUACGAGGUGCUAGCCCCCUUAAUUCUCCACUAAGCCACAACGGGAAUUUUCGGUUUGGGUCCGGUAUUAUAACACAACAUACUCAACAGCAACAACCAGUACAUAGCCCCAUGUCAUCACCGCCGCGUGUCAAACGCGAAAUACCUCCACGUUUGCCAUCAAAGAAACAGCGCUCUCAAUCYCUCACGCCAGCACAUGCCACGCCUACUAGUGUACGGCAAUCGCAUAAUAGUGAAUCGUGCUCAAGUGCUGAUGGUAUUAUACAAGCAGCGCGUACUCCACCUAAUGAUAGCGUCAAUAAUCCGAAUGGCUUCCGUGAUCAKGGUCGUCGAUUAAGUAAUUUCGAUAAGGAGGUGCUGGCUGGUGAGACGUCAUUAGUUGGUGGGGAUAAUAUAAAUUUACAAAGUCAUCUGGAGCACUUGGCGCAAGCGGGCAAACUACAUGGCAAUGGAUUUCAAACGAUCGCGCGAUGUUCCGCUGUAACUGAGGCAGUAGAUCAUUUUAAAUUCACCACACAUUCAUUGCCACGUCCCAAUACUAAUAACUUUCGCGGCAAUAGCAUUAUGCGUAUCUCAAGUUUGGCACGAGAUUUUGGUUCAGAUGCCAUUGGUUUGAGCACAAGCUUAGAGGGCAGACAAAUACCUGAGCUACCAGAGAAACCACCGAGUCCACCACCGAAGCCAGUACGUGCAAAUAGUCAGACACGUAAAGAGAAGGAACAGCAACAGCAAUUGGCAGCGCAUCGCGCCGGUAUUGUGGGGGUUGGUUAUCACGCCAGUGGUUCGGAUUCGGGCAAUGGUUCUGGCGAUUCGGUACAGAGCUCGAUACCUGGUGACUCCAACGAGUUUACCCAACAUCGUGGUGUAAUAAUAAAGAAUCCACGCUUUUUGAGUAAUUCAGCAUCGUCGGCAGCUCUGAAGAGUCUUGCUGAUUUCGAUGUGAUUGCAGCAGAAGAGCAGCUUUUCACUAUGGAGAUACCCGAUUUCAAGCCGGUGUCUAAGUUCGACUUUGAAAACUUCAUAACACUUCUCUUACCGUCAGUGGAUAAUAAGCCAUUGGAUGGGGACGCACUUACCACUUUCAAAUUGAUGCUACUGGAAACUGGACCCAAAGUGAUUGCUGAGCACAUAACGCGUAUCGAUAUUGGUCUAUUAAUAGAAGAGCUGCCUGAAGAUGAGGAUCGCAAUGUGUUAGACUGCUGCGGCUUGGAGAUGCUGACACUACCAUUUGGUAAAGUAUUCCGCGCUGAUUUAAUCGAACGCACACAGUGCAUAAAACUAAUGGUCGCAGUGACAAUACUUACUUGUCAAACGGACUUGGAUCGCGCGGAAUUACUAAGCAAAUGGAUACAGAUUGCAGUGGAAACGAAAACAGCUUUGGGCAAUCUCUUCGGCUUCUGUGCCAUUAUGUUGGGAUUAUGCAUGCCACAGAUCCAAAAACUAGAACAAGCCUGGCACAUACUCCGCCAGAAGUACACAGACAGCGCUUUUACCUUCGAAGCCAAGCUACGACCCACGUUAAUCAGCAUGAACGAGUGUUCCAACCCGCAAGCGCCAAACACUACAGUACCACACGUCUUACUCUAUGCGCUUUUGAAAGAUCGACCGAUCAUCGAUAUUAUCAGUGUAAAUAAUAUCAACCUAGAGGAUCGCAGUUCACUGUAUGGCACUUGUAUAACAGCAUGGGAGGCUAAAGCCGACGAUUUCGGCAUGACAAUUAAUUUUCUACACUUAGACUCGGCGCGUCAUUUUCUGAACAAUUUAUCGCUGUAUAGAAAAAAUGCGAAGAUUUUGCUUGAAGAGUCCAGUAAGCGAUUGGACGAAUUGCUCAGCGACGCGUUUAGAACCGAGUUUCACGUGAAAUUUUUAUGGGGUAGUAAUGGUGUCACCGCUACUCCAGAGGAUCGCCAUUCAAAAUUAGAAAAAGUGCUAGCACUAAUGGCGGAUAAAUUCUGCAGUGUGGACUCUGCUGCUACUUAAGUAAGAAGAUAUUGUGUAGAUAUACAAAAAACACAUGCAUUUAUACUUUUAUACUAUCAGAGCAUACUUAGAUUAAGCUCGCGUCAAAUUGUUCGCUUUAUUUUGCUGGUUCGCUGUAGUAACUAGAGUAGCGAAUGGCUAGUGAAUAACAAUUCUAAWCAGUAUUGUUCAUAUUAAAUGUGUAAGAGCUAUCGAAUAAGGUGGGGCACAAUAUAUCUAAGAGCGAAAAAUUGAUAUUUGGUGGCAAACCCUUAAUCCCUACAACAAUAUCAGGACUAAUAAUAAAAAAUGCAGAACUAUCUGGCGUACCCGUAAUAUCCCAAUAAUUUCACUAGUAACGCGUUGGAAAUCUAUUUAAAAAUUUUAGUACAUUUUGAUUGUAAACGCCAUAUUUAUCGAAAAAUGAUGAUUGCUAUUAAAUGAAAUAAAUCGUUACAAUUUCUGGCGCCUAACAUUUGCUUAAUAAAAUAAUUUAAGAUUGAAAUUGCUUCAAAGAAAGGUAGAAACAGUCCAAACAGCCUCACGAAUAAUGAAAAUAAAGUCUGAGCCCUUUGUAGUAGAAAUUAACUUUUGUACAUUUAAAGAGUUCCAAAAGCGAGAUUAACAGUGGUUAGGAAUAAUAUAUAUGGUUUAGGUAUAUUAGRUUUAAGUACAUUAGUAAUUACGAGAUCGGGUUGGAAAAGAUAUGAGGGAAAAUCAUAAAUUAGUUCUUACAUCGAAGUUUAUAUAGAUCUUCUUGAAACAUAGUGAUCGUUUAAAAUGGAUUACCGAAGUUAUAGGAUUUCAGAAUUUCAGAUGUAGAAAAACACAGUGUUUUGUGACUACGCACAUUGUGAACAUAUUGUAAUAUCUGCCAGAGUGAGGGAAGGUUAAAUAUAUCACUAUUCUGUUACACGUUCCCUUAAAUAAUUUUAYUUUAUGACAUAAAGAAAAAAUCUUCCAAAAUACUUGCCAAAUUACCGCUAUGAAGGACCUUGAAAGAAUAUGCAUUCCACAUUUACACUGAUCUCGAAUCGAAUACACCAAAUUAAUAAGUAAAGAAUAUCAAAUACAACAUAUUAUGUAAUUAAUUAUAGAUUUAUAGAGCAGUAUUGUAGUACUUAAUAGCUAUUUAUUUUUCAUUUUGAUACCAWGUAUGUAAAACUAGGAAACAAUGUUUGGUUUAGAGACGUUAAGCGUGUUAACAAUUAGCAAGUUGUUUUCAAAUUUUUUUCUGUUCGAACUUCUGUGACUUAGUGCUUACGUCAAAAGGUAGAGGAAUUACUGGAUGGAAUUCUCCAGACAUUUGCCCUAGAAUMUUAUAUAAUUUAAUGAGAUCAAAACAAAGACGAAGUACACUAUUCAAUGUCUUUACUAAUACMGAGAAAUUGACGAGGAUACGGGAUCUUAGUCAAUACUUACUAUGCUAUUUCUAAAGCUUGGAAAGAMAAACUCAUAUUACUGCCAAAAACAUUUUUUACUCUUUCAUUAGCAUUAAAUUAAGUCAUAAGUUGCAAAAAAAACACCAUUUUGGUAUUUGAUAAAGCUCAACAUCCCUUAAAAAUCGUUAAAAUACAUGAGAACGUUAUUAUUGUACAGCUUUUAUGUCCUCAUAUAUAUGUAUAUUUCACUAUAAUAUUAAUUCUUCCUUCAAAGCUCAAAUUUUUCAGUACAAAUUGAACCGCUUAUUUAAGCUGAGAAUUAUAYUUUUCCUCAUAUUUUUCCCCAUACUUCUUCUUUAAAUGAAAAAGGCUUUAUGUCUGUUGUAGUUUUAUAAUUUUUCAAUUUUAUAUGUUGCCUUAU